Oncorhynchus tshawytscha (Chinook salmon) is the source of this 3814-nucleotide messenger RNA. Its product is annotated as cell surface glycoprotein 1. Bases 429 to 2642 code for a protein of 737 amino acids. The record is from RefSeq and is a predicted model, not a curated record. The transcript has 8 exons. NCBI's taxonomy places the organism in Eukaryota, Metazoa, Chordata, Actinopteri, Salmoniformes, Salmonidae.
CUAGGCUACCCUGCCGCCCCAAUUCUCUUGAUGGCGUUAUGGAAACAGGUUUUAUUGGCUAAAUUUGGAAACACCUAUCUUGCUGCAAAAAAAUAGAAAUGUCUCGUUUUCAGGCCUUUUGGGCGGGUUUUGAGACAUCGUUUGUUUAGACAUUUGAUUUUGACCCUGGCAACCCUGCGUAGUAGUUUACUUUACCUGUGUGCAGGUAGCCAAAGUCGCAUCGGAAUAAGAGCUCUCGACUCAUUGUUUGCUUGAGUAGUUAGGAUAAAUCUAUGUAUUCGGAUUUAGACUAUAUGUAAGGUUGUCGUCCAUAAUUUAGUUUGUAAUUUGAAACAAUCCCGGAGCAUUCCAAAUGGAAUGAUAUCUGGAACGUGUACUUUCACUUUUACUUACUAGCAUACAGGACUGUCAAACUCGGACGGAAGGAAAUGGCAGGUAGCUUUUUUGGGAAAGUUAUCAUACCGCUUUUGGUUUAUUUUCUCGCGGAGGUGACAGGUGAACAGCAGUAUGGUGGCCUGGGAAGAGAGAUCACCCUGACCCCCAAGGUCUCAGGUCAGCCUGAGGACAUCCUGUGGAAACACAAUGGGAACAAGGUGGUGGAGUUUGAUAGGAGUCAGAAUGUUGAGUAUGGCAGGUAUAAAGGCAGGACCAUCCUGGACUGGGACUCUGGAGCGCUAACUAUCAAAGGUCUCACUGAUGCAGACAGUGGGCCCUAUGAGUUAGAGGCUGUCGUCAAGGGCAAGCUGCAGUACUCUCAACAUAAGGUGGGGGUUAUUGAUGAUGUGGCACAGCCCAGUGCAACCUGUGUGGUUGACACCACAACCCCAGAGAACAUGGACAGAACCCUGCUGUGCUCAGCUGACCUCCAGCCCCUGACCCAGUUCAUCUGGAGGAGUCCUGAGGGGUCAGAGAGUCCUGGACCUGAACUGUUCAUACCUGGGGGGGAGAACCAGGAUUCUGAGAACCAGGAGUCUAUCUACACAUGUGUGGUGAAAAACCCUGUGAGUGAGAAAAGUGCAGAGUUCACCCUGAAGAACUGCUACACUGAGGAAGGCUCAUCCAGUGUCCUGGCUGUGGUCCUGUCCAUUCUCCUUCCACUCAUCUUAGUUGCUGUUCUGGCAUUUCUCUUGUGGUACUACUGGAGGAAAUGCAAGAAACCAGCUGAAGCUGCACUGACAAAAUCUGAAGAAGAGAAAGGACUGGUGGAAGAUAUAAAACAAGGAAACAAAGAUCCUGAGGAUGACCAUUCUGAGAACACUGGAAAUAUAACUUUUAUACCAAAAGGAAUGGUAAAAGAGCAGAUAGAGCUGAUAAACAAGCAGAAUGCAGAUCCAAAUAGGACAUGGCAAACUGAACCAGCUGGAAGAAUUUUCUCUCCAACUAAAAGUAGGGGUCACAGCCUUCUAUACAGACAGAAUGACAGUCUCUCAGACAAACAGACAGUGACAGACACAGAGCAUGUACAGGACAAGCCCAACCCAGGCCAACAAGACCUAGUCACACCAGACCACACCCAGGCCCAACAAGACCUAGUCACAGCAGACCCCACCCCUGCCCAACAAGACCUAGUCACACCAGACACCACCCCUGCCCAACAAGACCUAGUCACACCAGACCCCACCCCUGCCCAACAAGACCUAGUCACACCAGACCCCACCCAGGCCCAACAAGACCUACUCACACCAGACCACUCCCAGGCCCAACAAGACCUAGUCACACCAGACCCCACCCCUGCCCAACAAGACCUAGUCACACCAGACCCCACCCCUGCCCAACAAGACCUAGUCACACCAGACCCCACCCCUGCCCAACAUGACCUAGUCACACCAGACCCCACCCCUGCCCAACAAGACCUAGUCACACCAGACCACUCCCAGGCCCAACAAGACCUAGUAACACCAGACCCCACCCCUGCCCAACAAGACCUAGUCACACCAGACCCCACCCCUGCCCAACAAGACCUAGUCACACCAGACCCCACCCAGGCCCAACAAGACCUAGUCACACCAGACCACUCCCAGGCCCAACAAGACCUAGUCACACCAGACCCCACCCCUGCCCAACAUGACCUAGUCACACCAGACCCCACCCAGGCCCAACAAGACCUACUCACACCAGACCACUCCCAGGCCCAACAAGACCUAGUCACACCAGACCCCACCCCUGCCCAACAAGACCUAGUCACACCAGACCCCACCCAGGCCCAACAAGACCUACUCACAUCAGACCACUCCCAGGCCCAACAAGACCUACUCACACCAGAACCCACCCCUGCCCAACAAGACCUAGUCACACCAGACCCCACCCAGGCCCAACAAGACCUAGUCACACCAGACCCCACCCCUGCCCAACAAGACCUAGUCACACCAGACCCUACCCCUGCCCAACAAGACCUAGUCACACCAGACCACUCCCAGGCCCAACAAGACCUAGUCACACCAGAAUCCAAAGAAUCCAAGCUAGGCACGCCCACACCAGAACCCAACCAGGAAACAGUUCCAGCUCCAGAGACAGCUCCAGGCCAAAAAUACCCAAUCACAACAGAGACAGCUUCAGGACAAAAAUACCCAAUCACAACAGAGACAGCUUCAGGACAAAAAUACCCAAUCACAGCAGGGACAGCUCCAGGCCACGCAGACUGAGCAGGCACAACAGAGGCAGCUCCAGGCCAAACAGAAUCAGCAGGCACAACACCCAAAUGGAUUCCACUAAAUGCAGAAACAGAUAAACCCAACCAGGACAUAGGGCACAAGAAGGCCCUGCUAGACCUGAACAAACCAGGUCUUAAACAGGAGAAUGAACUAGACCAAGAAUCAGACAAGCCCCAAGAGGAGAUGACAAACCUGUACACGGGAGAUGGUAAACAUGAGAGCGACUCAGGCACUUAAUGAUGAAUGAUGAAAAGCCAGAGAUAAAGAUGAGAAGAGAAGGACCGUACACAGCAGACCACAAAGACAAUAACCAAACACAUCAACACACACAGGAGGACAUCCAGUUAGGGGAACCAGCCAGGGGAGUGAAGACAGAAUAAUGAUGUGGAAGAAUAAGGGAAAGGGCAAAGAGUAAGUAAUGAGGAGAACAGAGAUGGGAUAAUGGACCACAAUAGAUGUAUGGGUGCAAACACAGAGGAUGAUGGGAGAAAUGAAGUAGAGAUGGAGGAGGAAGGGAUAGAGCAGAAGGAACCAGACAGAGAAAGAAGGAGAUAAUACCAACCAAACAUCUACUCAGAGUGAUGAGGAGCUGGAUGAGACACUCAUCACAGACCCCAAUGAGCAGCACAUUACCCAGACUACACUACAGGGUAGUCCACUGGGUAGUCCAGUGACAAUAAUCCCUAAUGCAAAUAACCCAGUAGAAUUAUGGGUAAGCUGUAUGACUUUAAAUCCACUGUUUUUGAGAUGACACUAAAGUUUGGAUAACAGGUCUCCACCUUAUUUCUACUGAGGUGCUACCCUCAUACUGUUAGAAGAAAAACUCUGGUGAAGAAAAUGCUGGAUGCUACAGUGUAAUAAAAGCAUUGGAAUUUCUUGAUUUUGGUUUCAUAGUUGAAUGCAAAUGCAAACAGCAUUUUAUUCUCUAGUUAUGUUUCAGUUCUAUGUACCUGUGGUAGCUAACAUAAUACAUUAUUUACUACAAGUUAAUACACUAUUUGUUAUUUUAGCUCAAUUUAAAUAUAGAACCUUAACAUACUGUUAUUGCUAAAGAACUUACUUAGGCUACUGAUAUGCCAUCUUGAUGGGUUGUCAGAGGUCCUCAGUGAUCAGUGUAAAUAAAUAAAUGUUAACAGAAUGAUGUGAAUAAAUGACUAGAACAA